Messenger RNA from Oncorhynchus masou masou (cherry salmon), 8494 nucleotides. Its product is annotated as dual specificity protein phosphatase 8-like. Gene Ontology annotation, cellular component: cytoplasm. Gene Ontology annotation, biological process: protein dephosphorylation; negative regulation of MAPK cascade. The coding region runs from base 3469 to 5505 and encodes 678 amino acids. The record is from RefSeq and is a predicted model, not a curated record. NCBI's taxonomy places the organism in Eukaryota, Metazoa, Chordata, Actinopteri, Salmoniformes, Salmonidae. The transcript is spliced from 8 exons. Gene Ontology annotation, molecular function: MAP kinase tyrosine/serine/threonine phosphatase activity; MAP kinase tyrosine phosphatase activity; protein tyrosine/threonine phosphatase activity.
UGCUAUAGCUCACCUUCAGUUCUCCCGGGACGUUAAUGCCUAGUAAAUGGAGACUGCCUAUCUACAAUUGCGGUCACACUGCAUGCCCCAUAUGCGAAACAAUUUAUUAUUGUGCUUUAAUGUGUUUCGCUCUGUUCUAUUCUAGCGCUGUCAACUUUGCACUGGGACAGUAAAGGCUCAGCUGUCGCACAUUAUUCCAUUGCCCUCGACCCAUGACAAGUAAACAGUGACCAAAGUUAAAGCGCUUUGAAGAGGGCUGACAUGGCACACUGUUCCUUUACACAUGGAGGUUAGCUGAUCACAAAUCACCAAACCGAGGAGACAGAGACUCAGGAGAGGCGAAGGUCAAGAGCCACGCGUCCUCCGAAACACGACCUAACCCAGCCGCACUGCUUCUUGACCAAAUGCCCACUUAACCAGCCACAGUGUCCUCCACAGUGUUGGAGGAAACACUGUACACCUGGCGAUCACGUCAGAAUGCAUGCACCCGACCUGCCACAGGAGUCGCCAGAGUGCGACGGGACAAGGACAUCCCUGCCAGCCAAACCCUCUCCUAACUCCAACGACGCUGGGCCAAUUAUGCACUGCCCCAUGGGUCUCCCAGUCAGCUGUGACAGAGCCUGGACUAAAACCAGAAUUUCUAGUGGCACAGCUAGCAACUGCGAUGCAGUGCCUUAGACCACUGCACCACUCAGGAGACCCAACAUUCAAUAUCAUUUCUCAGUGUGCCUUGCCUUUUCGAGUGAAUUGUUGCAUUACCACCAAUUACUGUAGUUGUUAGUGACAGAGAAACAUUGUUUAAUUCGUUCCUGCUGUAGGAGAAUGUUAUCAUUACAAUUAUACUCUUUAAUUGUAAACUGACAGUGUUAUUGUAACACCUCAAACAACACUAUAAAUGUUGCACUGACAAAUUAACACUAGGUAACACUGGCCAAAAUGCUGUGUGUGUUCCACAGAUUCCCAUCCUAUAUGAGGUCUGUAGAUGACGUUAUUGGGAAGUUAAUGAUUAACUUGGAUGAUGUUACCUCAUCGUUGGGUGUACUCCAGUUGAUCCCUUUGUGUUUGCUUUCCCUCCACAAGCUUAUGUGUAAUUAUUGACCUGAAGGAGACAGCCAGCACAGCCAAUGUUGUUUAUUUGACAUGUAUUGCAUAGAAGUGAGUUAAUUGUUUUAAAUAUAUUGCAAAGCAUUCUUUCUGAAAAAUUUGAGUUCAAAUAAUUUACUCAGUUUGAGACUUCUGGUCAUUUUUUAAAAUUCAUGUUUCAUUACUCCUGGGCUACUACAGCACCAAAAGUUUCAUCUAUAUUUUGGAUAGCAUUAUCCCGACCCUAUUUUGUUAUUCUUCUCCUGGUUAGUGUAUGAAUCUGUUUCAAUGCAGUAGUAAUUGGUCAGUAGUGUUGGAGCCAGCUCUAGUCCCUGUGGUGGUACCCUACCCUACAGUACCCACUACACAGCAUCCUCCCUCUGUCCUCCUCGUGCCCCCUGCUCUCCCCAAUACGGGCUGUUUCCGUGGAAACCUAGCAAUCUGCUCCAGUCAGUCCCACCUGUUUCCUACUUCUUCUCUUCUGUUCCUCAGAGUUUUAGAAAUAAAAACAGUCUCCCACUGGCUAUUUUAGGUAGUUAGGGCUUUUUAUUCUAAAUCUCUGAGGGUUUCUAAAUGCAGGAUGGAGGAGACUAGUUGUGCAGGGUAGGGAAUGUCAAUGUGGUUUACUAUGUUCAGUAAGUAUUCUGCAUUGUCAUGUUGGAUGGAUGAGGAUGCUGAGGUUGGGGCUCCCCUUCUCUCCUCUCUUCCCUCCCUUUCAGUCUAGACAGACAAAAGAGAAUGAGAAGUGAUGUGUGAUGCAAUGAUGGUGUUUGUACCUCUACAGAUCUAACCUGCACACCCCUCCUCUCCCUGCUGGUACCACUCUCCAGCUCAAUACUACACCCCUCCUCUCCCUGCUGGUACCUCUCUCCUGCUCAAUACUACACCCCUCCUCUCCCUGCUGGUACCUCUCUCCUGCUCAAUACUACACCCCUCCUCUCCCUGCUAGUACCUCUCUCCUGCUCAAUACUACACCCAUCCUCUCCCUGCUAGUACCUCUCUCCUGCUCAAUACUACACCCCUCCUCUCCCUGCUGGUACCUCUCUCCUGCUCAAUACUACACCCAUCCUCUCCCUGCUGGUACCUCUCUCCUGCUCAAUACUACACCCCUCCUCUCCCUGCUGGUACCUCUCUCAUGCUCAAUACUACACCCCUCCUCUCCCUGCUGGUACCACUCUCCUGCUCAAUACUACACCCCUCCUCUCCCUGCUGGUACCACUCUCCUGCUCAAUACUACACCCCUCCUCUCCCUGCUGGUACCUCUCUCCUGCUCAAUACUACACCCCUCCUCUCCCUGCUAGUACCUCUCUCCUGCUCAAUACUACACCCCUCCUCUCCCUGCUGGUACCUCUCUCCUGCUCAAUACUACACCCCUCCUCUCCCUGCUGGUACCUCUCUCCUGCUCAAUACUACACCCAUCCUCUCCCUGCUGGUACCUCUCUCCUGCUCAAUACUACACCCAUCUUCUCCCUGCUGGUACCUCUCUCCUGCUCAAUACUACACCCCUCCUCUCCCUGCUGGUACCUCUCUCCUGAUCAAUACUACACCCCUCCUCUCCCUGCUGGUACCUCUCUCCUGCUCAAUACUACACCCAUCCUCUCCCUGCUGGUACCUCUCUCCUGCUCAAUACUACACCCCUCCUCUCCCUGCUAGUACCUCUCUCCUCUCCCCACCCCUCCGCUACUCCUCUCCUCCCCUCUUCACCCCUCCCCUCCUCUCCCCUCACAGCCUCGUCCUUGUUGUCCGCACGAGAGAACGAUAGAGAAUGAGGGAGGGAGGGGGAGAGAGAGAGUGAGAAAGGGAGGAAGAAAAAGGGAGCUAGGGAGGGCGGGCUCGGGCGCCAUUAGACAUAUGCAGCGGUCAGUGUGUGUUGCGCUCAACAGCAGCAACACAGAGAGGAUAGGAUCACGUCUCAUAUUGCUCUCAAGUACUGCACUGUCUGCCUGAAGGACUCCACUGACAUAGCCAUGCUAUGGGGAUGUCAUAAGGCAUGGUAAUGAUGAUACAGGGAUGCUAAUAUCCUUGGUCCAGUGAGGCUACACUAGCUGCUAGCUAAGACACCAUGGCUCUCCUAAGGUCCGUUACAGUAGCGCUAGCUCCUUUCCUCCAUUGACAUCCUCUCUUCUCCUCUUCCACCACCACCACUUCCUCUCUCCACUCAUCUACCCAUCCACCCAUCCACCCUCAGCAGCACCCCUCCCCCCAUCCAUCCACCCCUACAACCUCAGCACCACCCCUUCCCCCAUCCAUCCACCCCUACAACCUCAGCACCACCCCUCCCCCCAACCAUCCACCCCUCCACCCUCAGCACCACCCCACCCCCCAUCCAUCCACCCAUCCUCUCCACUCCUCACUGACCUCGUUGCUGCCCAUCGUUGUGGCAUCAUGGCGGGGGAGAAGGGACCAACCAGGCGGAGUGCCAUGGACAUCAAGCGCCUAGCAGGGCUGAUCCAGAGGGGGGCGGGUCGUCUACUGGUGAUUGACAGCCGGACGUUCUCGGAGUACAACGCAUCCCAUGUACAAGGGGCGGUCAACGUGUGCUGCUCCAAGCUGGUGAAGAGGCGACUGCAGCAGGACAAGGUGUCCGUCACCGAGCUACUACAGCCCAACGGCAAGGUCAAGGUUGAGAUGGGGAGGAAACAGGAAGUGGUGGUGUAUGACCAGAGUUCCAAAGAGGCGGGGCAACUGUCCAAAGACGGCUUUGUCCACAUCCUGCUGGGCAAGCUGGAGGGCACCUUCCAUCGAGUCUCCCUGCUCACAGGGGGAUUUGCUGCAUUCUCCUCCUGUUUCCCCGGGCUUUGUGAGAGCAAGCCAGCUCUGCCUAUGAGCAUAUCCCAGCCCUGCCUGCCUGUAGCUAACGUAGGCCCCACACGCAUCCUACCACACCUCUACCUGGGAUCACAGAAAGACGUCCUCAACAAGGACCUGAUGGUUCAGAAUGGCAUCACGUACGUGCUGAAUGCCAGUAACACCUGUCCCAAGCCUGACUUCAUCAGAGAGAGCCACUUCAUGCGGAUCCCUGUCAAUGACAACUACUGUGAGAAGCUACUGCCCUGGUUGGAGAAAACCAAUGAAUUCAUCGACAAAGCCAAGGUGUCAAACUGCAGAGUCAUUGUGCACUGCCUGGCUGGAAUCUCACGCUCGGCAACCAUCGCCAUUGCAUACAUCAUGAAGACAAUGGGCCUGUCAUCGGAUGAUGCCUACAGGUUUGUGAAGGACCGACGGCCUUCAAUAUCGCCCAACUUCAACUUCCUGGGGCAGCUCCUGGAGUUUGAGAAGGGGCUGCGGCUCCUCCAGGCGCUGUCAGACGACAAGACCUCAGAGGGCAAAGGUCAAUCCCAGGGCUCAGAUGUCAACGGGUUCAGCUCAGGGUCAGAAGUCAAUGGUCACCAUGACUCUUCAUCAAUAGAGCCCCAGACCCCACCAGAACCGAAGCUCCCCUCGCCGACUUCUCUCCAGCAGGGCUUCAACGGCCUCCACCUGUCGGCCGAGCGCAUCCUGGACACUAACCGGCUGAAGCGAUCCUUCUCCCUGGACAUCAAGUCUGUCUACUCCCCCAGCAGCCCCCACUGCCUGCGCCUGGCAGCGCCCACACACUCCGAAGACGUGCCCAAGCUAUGUAAGCUGGACAGUCCCCCUGUCAAUGGUGUCUGCCCUCAGUUCUCCCCUGUCCCAGACAGCCCCAGCUCGGCUGAGUCGCCCUUCCCUUCCCCGGGGUGCGGCGGCAGCCUCGGAGGUCUCGACGUUGGGGGUCCCAGUGAGGGGGGCGUUCGUUCUGGAGGUCCAUCAUCGUCCAGGCCCAGGAGGAAAGCCAAGCACAGCCCUGGAUCUGGAUCCACAACCAGUUCCCCGGUACACCCCCAGACCCUGAGUCUGACUCUGGGACGCUCCCUACCCGUUCACAAGAGCCCCAGCCUGGACGAGAGCCUGAAGGGCUCCAUGCUUCUCUCUCUGCACCACAAAGAGUCCGGAACCAUGUGGACCAAACACAGAGACACAGUCCAGGCCACCACCCCAGUCACACCUGUCACCCCCACUGCCGAUGCCCCCUGGUACUUCGGGGCUGAAGAGGUAGGGGAAGGAGGGAUGGAACAUGGAGGAGAUGGAGGAGGAGGGGUGGAAGUGCGAUUCGGAAGCAGCUCUGCAUACGUGGCGUUCGGUUGUAGCGAGGGGGUGCGGCUACGGGAGAAAGUGCAGCGGGACAAAAGGGCAUCGUUGUCAUCAGCGCCAUUACAGAGGGACUCCUCAACGACCGUCGCCAAAGGGACGGCCUCCAACAGCACCGAGAAGCAGUUCAAGCGGCGCAGCUGUCAGAUGGAGUUUGAGGAGGGCAUCUCAGAUACGCGUUCCCGGGAAGAGUUGGAGAAGAUGGGGAAGCAGUCCAGCUUCUCUGGCAGCAUGGAGAUAAUCGAGGUGUCCUGACUAACUGCACUCCUGACCACAACCGGCCCACCCAGGGAGGAGGAGAAACGGACCUGAAGGAGGAGGGUGGACAGAGGGGGGAAAUUUACUCUCCCCAAACAGGCCGUGUUAAAGACUCGAACUCUGAGAAGACAGAAACACCAGAGAGAUUCCGGGAGUCCCUUAUCUAGCUAGUGUUCCUGGACUUGACAUGGGGUUCAGCAGGCUGUUGAUUUCUUAGGUUACAAUUACAGUUCUACCAACCAAAGCUCUGAAGAGAACAACUACGGGAAAAGACGGAGACUAUAGGGCACUGACACUGAACUAUGAACUGUGAACUAUUUCCUCUGUAUGGUGUCAGUUCAAGAAGAACAGAUCCAUGGGCAACUCAAAAAUCCCUACCACCCAUAUAGUGCACUACUUUUGACCAAAAGUCGCCAAAAGAAUAGUGCUAUUUUCAUAAUUGGGUGUCAUUUGAGACAUAGCCAAGUGCUUUCCUCCCAAAGACUUCAAUCCCCAGCAUGCCUCAGUCUGCCCCUCCCUUCAUUUCAAAGACUUCAGCCCCAGAGAACCACAACCCCCAGCAUGGCUCAGUCUGCCCCUUCCUUCAUUACAAAGACUUAGAAAGAGCUCUGUACCCCAGAAAUGCACCACAGCACAAUGCAGAGAGAGACUAUUCACGCUGUCCUAAGAGACUAUACCGGUGGUACUGCAUCAAAACAAUAACGAAUCCUCCAUGUUGGCGAGUCAGCCCAAUAUGGUUUACAAAGACUUUACAGUUUAAGAGGACUCAUAGUGACUGAUAAAGCCUGGCAUUGUAUUUUCCCGCAAUACUCGUCUGCUUCCUUGUUUCCAGUGUUUAACAGUGUGACGUGACUGUUGGGGCGGUGGGGAGGAGAGGAGUUAGGUCUAAGUUACGCCCUCCCGGUAGUGGAGUUCAGUACUCGCAUGUCUCACUCCACACCCCCCAAGUAUACCCCACCCCAGCCUCUCAGAGCAUGCUCCAGGGUGGCUGGCGACAGACAGACAAAUACUAUAUACUAUAUGAAUAUAUAUAUAUAUAUAUAGCGAUUUUAAUGGACUUUUAAUCAACAACAAAAAAUCUCAGUUCUGGUUGUAAUUUAUUUGAUCGGUUCAUUCUGGUAAUGAGAAAUAAUAGAAUGUUUUGUGGACUUUUUCCUUUUCCUUUGUUAAUCUCAGUUUUUGUUUAUGGUAUUUAUGAAACACAUACAACCACACACUCAUGCACACACAAACACAUGCACACACACACACACUCAUGCACACAAAACUACAAGCAAGCAAUAUGUGCUGUUCCUUGUUUGGAGGAAGAGUGAUGUAUUGUGGGUUUCAUCUGACGUUGAAAUGCACUUUUCUGUUACUCUUCAAAAACAAGUAUCCCAUCCACAUCCUAAGAGGGUACCAACACCCUCUAACCCAGGGGUGGGAAAACUACAGCUCAUUCAAUCCGGCCCAUGGGAGGUUUCAGUAAAAACAACUAACAAAAUGGUUGGUUAAAUUAUUAUUUGGGGUUUAAAAACGACUCCAGGCCACACUUAAAUGUCUACAACUAGAUAGAAUGUUUGUAGAAAUUAUAAUACACCUGUACAUUCUCAAAUAACUGCCCUUUUUCUGGCCCCGAAAUAGAUUUGACAAACAAAUCGGUUCCCAAAUCUUCUGUGCUACCCUCAGUUGAAUUUCUAAAUCCUGAUGUGGUCUUCGAGCCAAAAUGUUUGCUCACCCCUGCUCUUACCUCUGGUGACAUCACCAGAUGUGUGGUAUGGUGAAGAACAGUCCCUAUGAGCAUGAAAACUUUGAAUUUACAUUGAAAAGAAGUUGAAAAUACAUAUUUGUGGUUGAAAAUACAUUGAAAAUAGGUAUUUUUUGUCGAAUAUACAUACAAAAAAACAAGUGUUUUCAUCAUCUUAUGUUCACCGAGAUGACUCUUCAGUUGAGUGUAAUUAAGAUGUUAUUUAUUGUGAUUGGGGGCUCCUACAGUUAGUGUAUCUCCUGGGAGACGGUUAAUGUGUGUGAGCGAGAAUGAAGAACUUUAUUCAACCCAGUACUAAAGAGCAGAAUUAUUGUAGGAAGGACUGUUGAUUUCUCCAGGGCUCAUGACAACAACUACCGGUAUAUGCAAGUAGAUCCACACAGUUGACAAUGUUAGAGACAUCCACCUAACACACUGCUCAACUCACUCUUUUGGCUAGUUUCCAAAUAUACACACACACAUACAGAACUAAACUGUGUUGGGAUAUGAGAGAAGCCCAUAGCUGAAACAAAUCCCCUCCACACACACACACACACACACAGACAUAAACACACAGACACAUAUAGUCACACACAAAGAUAUACCACCACCUUUCGUUUGUUCUCAGGGGAUCUUUCAGUGAGCCAAGCCUGGCGCAGGGUACACAAUUGCUUGCACAUCAGCACAAUGCAUUUCACUCCCUCACUAUCUCUAUCAGUCUGUCGCUCUCACUCUCUUAUUUUCCAAAGGUUUGAUAAAAACAAAACGGAAGGGAUGAAACUAGAACGUGAUUCAGAAGUGAAUAAAUUAAUGCUAUUGCUCUGCUGGUGCGAGAUUGUCUAUUUAUUUAUGAUGUACCUAUAUGUGUUUUUUUUUUUUUCUUUGGUUAGCUUUUCUCUAUUGUGACCUUUGACCUAUACCUUUGUGCUGCUGUAAGGUCAGACCUGGAUUUCCUGUGUUCAGUUCUCUGAGGCUUUCCUUCUAGUCUCUUUAUUUUUAAAAGAUGUUAUAAUUAUUUUAAAACAUGUUAAGAGAAGAUGCAGGCUGUCCCGAUUGCUAUAAUUGUUGGUUUUGAUGUAUUAUUAUUAUUAUUAUUAUUGAUGUUAUGUUGUGUAAAUAGCAAGGUAUCUAAGAAUAUUGAUGAAUUUAGGUACAUUUUUUAAAUAAAAUCCUGAUACCUUAGGCUGCUUGACGCAAAAUACCUCAGGUUUUUCCUUCCUUGUACAUGUUUUGUGAAAAUGAGACAAAAAUAACAAAAUA